Molecule: messenger RNA, 450 nt
Organism: Punctularia strigosozonata HHB-11173 SS5
Lineage: Eukaryota; Fungi; Basidiomycota; Agaricomycetes; Corticiales; Punctulariaceae
Exons: 2
Coding region: 1-450 (149 amino acids)
Source: RefSeq, a predicted model, not a curated record
AUGUCUCUCAAAAUCGGCCACCAACUGGAUACACAGGCUCCUGACCUUCUGACUUUCCGAUUGCGGACGACCGGUGCCAUAACGUACGUCGUCUCACCAAGAAAUUAUCAGCAUGCAAUAGAGACGGCAUUCGACGCCUUUGCAGACUCCCUGUUGGGCGUCUCCCCGGAUCGCGUCUCGCUUUCUGUCCAAGCGUUCGUUGGCCAGGCCAACGAGUCGAGAUCAAUACGCAUCUUUCCUAACGCCUGGGAUGCGCUCGUUCGGACCUUGCAUAGGUUCGAAAUCAUCAACGUGGAUAUUGUGCCACCGUUGGCUCCCCCGGCCUAUCCCGCGGAACGCGACUCUAGCCCUGCAAACCCAUCGUCCUCAUCGGCCAUUUGCGAUGACAAGGGAUCUAAUGCAGGCUCCAGUCGUGCGUCUGCAUGGAUGAAGAAAAAGUUUUCUCGUUGA